This is a messenger RNA of Alternaria triticimaculans, 1803 nucleotides long. RefSeq lists its product as uncharacterized. The record is from RefSeq and is a predicted model, not a curated record. The transcript has 2 exons. Lineage: Eukaryota; Fungi; Ascomycota; Dothideomycetes; Pleosporales; Pleosporaceae. Bases 1 to 1803 code for a protein of 600 amino acids.
AUGUCUAUAACUUCUCUCGACGUUGAAUAUCCGAAGACGCCACAGGAAUACAUCGACAUGAUCAUCGAUCGUCACAACAAAACCCGUCUACAGCGGUUCGAGAACUGUAUAAACCAUGAGAAAUGCCGCAAUCCCUGUGACAAAGCCAUCCGCGCUGUAAAGUACAUCAACAAGCUGGGAAACCAAACACGUAAGCGCGACCCACUGCGAGAGACCAGCCAUCAUGCUCUUCGACUUUCCGACGAAGUUAAAGCUAUCAUGUUAGAAGGACCUGAGUUUGCCAAUGACGAGCAGCUAGAAGCGAUCGCAUCCUUCAAAGAACUGGUAGAGGACAAAGCACCGCGCGCUCUACUGCGAAGACUGGGGUGGUCUGAUGCAAGCAGCGUCACCAAGGACCAGAUGAAGUAUCUGAUGAAGCUCUUGUCAGCAAUAUUCUUCCGCGAAUACCAGAUGGAGCUUGACUUCGAAUGGAAAACUUGUAACGACAGAGUUUUUGGCCGUUACACAUGCAAUGUGCACACCAAAAUUGAGAUGUCGGCUUUCGACUACAUGGCUGCUUCGCACCACGGACAUCUAUUUGAGCGAACCAUGUCACGCCUUGGCACUCUUCUUCACGAGCUGGUACACGCAUAUCUGGGCCUUACCAUUGUGACGAGCAUGUGGAAGAUGUCGCAAGCUGGGGUCACAAGCAAUGAGGAAGCUGUCCAGACGUCAUGUGCAAGACCAAAUUUCUGUCGCCAAUACUAUAUAUCGGUCAUACAAGCCUGUCGCAAAGGUUCAGAGAAACCAGGACGAGACAAGCCUAAUAGCGUUGACAAUACGAUCACAAAAGCUCAACGUAAGGCCACACAGUCCAGUACAAAUAUGGUCUCCACCGAUUUACUGCACCGCAGAGGCCCACCUGGCACGCCCGAUGAGUUUCUCGCUAUGGUUGUCGAGCUCGGAAAGAGAAGGAAAUCGCAGCGUUUGGCGGACCAGCACCCAUGUGGGCGCUCAUGUGGGGGAGACAUUGCUGCCAAGGGAACCCAAGGUGAAUCAGGAUAUCGAGAGCGAGCGCCCUUACGCUUAGGAGGUCACCAUGCUCUUCGACUUGCUGAUGAGAUCCAGCGUAGCAUGAAACUAGGCAAACCCGGAUUCAGCGGUGAACAGAAUGAAGCAAGCAAUGCUUGGAAUAACUUGGGUGGAGACAGGUCGGAGACCUCUUUGCUACAAAGAUUAGGGCACGAGGAUGGCAAGGAUGUCUCCGAGAAAGAGAUGAAGAUGCUGAUUGACAUCCUCUCGGGAAUGUUCUUUCCCACAACGUCAGCGGACGCUAAGAUGGAAGUGGGCUUUGGGUGGGAAGAUUGGAGGCACAUGCCACAGGAACUUGCAGAAUACACGGAACGUUGGCAAAAGAAUCCUGGACUCCGUAUGUGUGCCUUCAGUUAUGUCAAAGUGGGAGGCCAUGGUAACCUGAGCGAGCGGGCCUUGUAUCGCCUAGCCACCAUCCUUCACGAGCUCGUGCACGCAUAUCUAGAUCACUAUGCCUGCCAUUGCAAAAACGUCUCAGACUCGUGGGAGGAGGACGUCAAUCAAUCAGGAGGGCAUGGAAGAGCUUGGCAGCGAAUAGCGAGUUCGGUCGAACUCGCUGCUCCGGAACUCCUUGGUUAUCCGUUAGAAAUGGGCAGGUUUGAAUCGCUUACGUCGGCUUGGAAACAACUGAAGCAUUGGCCGAGCCAGGAGGAACUCGAAAGCUGGCAUUUGGACUACUACGCAACAACAGAGUUUGUCUACGAAGAUUCGGAAGAUGAGAUUGACGGCUAA